Molecule: messenger RNA, 1678 nt
Organism: Oryza sativa Japonica Group (Japanese rice)
Lineage: Eukaryota; Viridiplantae; Streptophyta; Magnoliopsida; Poales; Poaceae
Product: acyl transferase 1
Molecular function (GO): acyltransferase activity, transferring groups other than amino-acyl groups
Source: RefSeq, a predicted model, not a curated record
CCAUCGAUCAUCUCAAUUAAGCUAUAAUGGCCAUCUUCACCGCGCACUGGCGAAAGGCGGAGCUCGUGGCACCGGCGAGGCCAACCCCGCACGAGCACAAGGUCCUCUCCGACAUUGACACCCAGCGUGGACUGCAGUUCUACACCGCCGGAGUCGAGUUCUUCCGUCGCCGCCAUCACGCUGCGGCCGUCUUCUCCGGUGGUGACGACGACAAUAGCGGUGACCUGGUGGGUAUCAUCAGAGCAGCGCUGGCGGAGGCGCUGGUGAGCUUCUACCCACUGGCCGGCCGCCUCCGGGAGCUCCCCGUCGUCGCAGGUGGAGGAGGAGGAGGAGGUAAGCUGGUUGUGGAGUGCACGGCGGAAGGGGUGGUUUUCGUGGAGGCCGACGCCGACGUGCGGUUGCAGGAGCUCGUCCACGGCCAGCCGCUGGGCCCUCCGUACCCGUGCGUGGAGGAGCUCCUCUGCAGCAACCUCGUCGGCGAACCUGACGUCGUCCUUGGCAAGCCACUGCUCUUCCUGCAGGUGACACGACUCAGAAACAACGAAGGGUUCUGUAUUGGCUACCACUACUGCCACACCAUCACCGACGCAUUCGGCAUGGCCCAGCUGCUCGACACCAUCUACCGCCUCGCGCGCGGCGACGGCGAUCCCCUCACCAAUCCACCGGUCUGGGAGAGGGAGCGCCUUGUCGUCGCGCCGUCUGCCUCGCCACGCAUCACCCACUAUGAGCACCCGGCGUAUGAGCCGCUGCCCAUCUCAUCCUCCGCCGCGGCGGCCCAGGACGACGUCGUGCGGAUGACGCCGCGCGAGCAGAUGGUUACCCGCUACUUCUACCUCGGCCCAACGGAGAUGGCAGCCAUGCGUGGCCAUGUUCGGUCAUCGGCCACCGUCUUCGAGCUCGUCACCGCCGCGCUGUGGCGGUGCCGCACGGCGGCGCUGGAGUACGCGGCCAAGCAGCGCGUGCGCGUCCUGGUCAUGUCGAGCGCGCGCUGGAGCUGGAAGCGCGACCCGCCGCUACCACGCGGCUUCUACGGCAACAUGCUCGUGCCGCAGAUCGCCGAGGCCACCGUCGGCGAGCUGUGCGGCUUGCCACUCGCCCACGCGGUGGAGCUCGUGAGGAGGAGGAAGUUCGCCGUGACGGACGAGUACAUGCGGUCCAUGCUCGACAUGCUGGCGCGGCGUAGUCGGCCGUUCUUCAACCUAGACUGGACGUUCGUGGUGGCUGACGCCGGUGGCCUUGGCCGUAGCAUGGGCGAAGCGGCCACUGCCACGGUCGGCAGGUGGGAGCGUGUUGGGGGCGGCAUCACGGCGGCCGGACAGGUGAUUGCGGCGAGCCUAUAUAGCUGCUAUGAGAGGUGCAGGCGGGGAGCAGGAGAGGAAGCCGCCGUGGUGUCCAUGUGCUUGCCAGCGCCGGCAAUGGAGAGGUUCGCGCGGGAGAUCACGGUGUGCUCCAGCUCAGUAAUGAGCGCCAUCUAGUUAGUACAUCCAGACCAACUGGUGGCAAGUUGAUCGGGCUUCGUCGUGUUACUAUGCAUGGCGAUGGGGCAUGGACCAGGAUCCUCUGCAGUUAAAAUCACAUGAUUUUAUUAGUGACACGUAGACCCGAUGACUUUGUCCCUAGGUCCACAUAUCAGUGACAAAGGCACUGUGCAUUAGCAAGAUACAGUGCUGCUCAUACC